CAACUUGUAGUUAAUUUCAACAUUUAAUUGCAUUUUUUCGUCCAAAAAUCCACAAAACAAUUGAUUAAUAGUUGGUAUUAUGAAGAAACCAAUGGAUAAAUAUGUUUUCAAUUAAACUUUUUGGGUAACGAGUGAGACAUCGGAUAACUUAUUAUUAUUCAUUCAUAAUAUGUUCACGAAUUAAAAAAGCGAUUUAAAAGCUUUUAAGUUAAGGCAGAAAUAAAGACACAAAUAGAAAGUUAAUAAUAAGUUACAAUAACUGAGAGAGACCAACAAUUUAUGCCAUCGAAACAACUUUAGGACUGAAUAUGAUUGAGGUUUACCACAAACGGCCGCUCUUUUGCCUCUUAUUACUGUUGGCGAGCAGUUUAUUGAACUACAAGAACGUUGUGGUAAACGCUUCCUUCUUAAGUCUCUUCUCAGCGCAAUCGGAACCACCGGAUCCUUGUUAUGACGAGUUGGGAAACCCUCGCCGUUGUAUUCCUGACUUUGUAAACGCGGCCUUCAAUAAAGAAGUUAAGGUGUCGAGCGAAUGCGGUAAUCCUCCCACACGUCUAUGUGUGGCCUCAAACGAUGAGAGGGGAGACAUAAUACGGGACUGUCAGGUGUGCGACCAGAGCAACCCUAAGCGCCGACAUCCAGCAUCAUAUCUGACUGAUCUAAACAAUCCCAAUAACUUGAGCUGUUGGAUAUCAGAGCCGUUCACACAGAUUAAUCAAAACGCAACGCUAACAUUAAGUUUGAACAAGAAAUACGAGUUGACUUAUAUUAGUCUCCAAUUCUGUGCCGCAAAACCCGAUUCUAUGGCUAUAUUCAAAAGCAUGGAUUACGGAGAGUCGUGGCAUCCCUUCCAGUAUUACUCGAGUCAAUGCAGAAAAGUGUACGGAAGACAGAAUAGAGCGGCCAUUACUAAAGCAAAUGAGCAAGAACCAUUAUGCGCUGAUUCUAAUACAGAGCCCAUUCCCGGCGCUCGAGUGGCGUUCAGUACACUUGAGGGCCGACCAUCUGCUUAUGAUUUUGACAACAGUCCAGUCCUUCAAGAUUGGGUCACUGCCACUGACAUUAAAAUUGUGUUUAACAGAAUAAACGUCAAAAACACGGCUCCAGAGGAGACCACAAUCGGAGCCAUUGAUGAGAAUAUAACCGAUACUUCAAACGACUUGACAAAGCCAUCAGAAGGUGUAUAUUAUGCCGUAUCAGACCUGGCAGUGGGCGGCCGAUGCAAGUGCAACGGACACGCAUCCAAGUGUAUAUACAAUAAAGACAAACAAUUGGUCUGCGAUUGUAAGCAUAACACCGCCGGACAUGACUGUGAAAAAUGCAAACCCUUUCACUUUGACCGUCCCUGGGCCAGGGCUACAGCCAUGGACGCUCACCAGUGCACCCGUGAGUCCCUUUCAAACUAA
Molecule: messenger RNA, 1406 nt
Organism: Medioppia subpectinata
Lineage: Eukaryota; Metazoa; Arthropoda; Arachnida; Sarcoptiformes; Oppiidae
Source: the annotation of a GenBank genome assembly